AUGUUAACAAGCGGACCAUUAACAUUUUUAGGGCGCUGUUAUACGGACAGUUGUGCACAACAACAAGCAUUUAUAGCUCUUAAAACGCAUAUUCUCAAUGCAGCGCAAUUAGCACAUUAUCAGGAAGAUUUACCGUUGGUUCUAGCUACAGAUGCCUCCUCCUAUGGCAUAGGAGUUGUGCUCUCGCAUACGUACUUUGACGGUACAGAAAGGCCUAUUGCUUUUGCAUCUAAAACUCUCGACAUUCAUCAACGACGAUAUAGUCAGAUAGAGAAGGAAGGGCUAGCUAUCGUUUUUGGAGUCAAGCGUUUCCAUCAAUAUUUAUACGGAAGAAGAUUCACCUUGGUUACUGACCACAAACCUCUUGUUAGCAUUUUAAAUCCAAUUCAUCAGUUGCCGUCGAUGACGUCACAUCGUUUACAGCGAUGGGCUAUUAUACUAAUGGCUUAUCAGUAUGAUGUUCGGUAUCGUAAAACUACUGAGCAUGGAAAUGCCGAUGCUUUAUCUCGUUUACCUGUUGGUGAAGAUAAAACUUUUGAUCAUGAAGAAUCCUGUUUCAACAUCAAUGAACUUAACACACCUAUCGACGCUGAAAUAAUUCGUCAGCAUGCCAAAAAUGACCCAAUUCUUCGCCGAGUUUAUUUUCUCGUUACAAACGGUUGGCCUGAAAAGCUAAUGCCUCAAGAUACGGAGUACAACCGGGUUGUCAUUCCAGCCUCCCUUAAGCAGAAAAUGCUUAAACUUCUUCAUGAUGGUCAUUGGGGAGUAUCGAGAAUGAAACAGCUAGCUCGACAACAUGUCUGGUGGACUAAUAUUGACAAAGACAUCGCACAAUUAACUGAAAAUUGUGAUGUGUGCAAAAUUGCAAAUCCUGUUCACGCACGUGAAUACGUAAGCUGGCCUAAAGCUGAUCGACCUUGGGAGAGAGUACAUAUCGACUUUGCUGGUCCAUUUUGUAAUUCAAUGUGGCUAAUUUGUGUCGACGCUUUCUCACAAUUUCCGUUCGUUGUACAACUAUCUACAACAACAACGGUUGACACCAUAUCAGCAUUGUCUUCUAUAUUUUCUCUGGAAGGUAUACCAGAAACCAUCGUAAGUGACAAUGGUCCGCAAUUUACAGCUGAAGCAUUCAAACAGUUUUGCUCAAAACUUGGCAUCAAACAUAUAACAACAGCGCCGUUUCAUCCAGCCUCAAACGGGUUAGCCGAACGAUUCGUCAGAUCUUUUAAAACUGCUGUUCAGAAAAACAUUGACGAUGGAUUGUCUCUCAAAUUCGCUGUAUCAAAAUAUCUUGCAACAUAUCGUGCAAUGCCGAAUGCUGAGGGUAAAUCACCUGCAGAACUUUUACAUGGAAGGCCUGUUCGUACCUUGUUGAGUCAACUGUUUGAAUCGCCUAGAAAGCACCUUGAAGCUUCGAAACGGAAAAUGAAAUUCAGUCUAAAGCAACCCGUCUUCGCUCGAAACUACGCAAGAGGGGAAAAAUGGAUAAAAGGAGUUAUUGUGAAACAACUUGGUAAAAUGGUUUACCGAGUGAACACAUCUUUUGGUUACAUCAAACGUCACGUUAAUCAGCUUAAAACUAGAAGUAGCUCUGACCUCUCUUCACAACCAAUUUUUGAAUUCACUCCAAAUUUCAUCAAUGCCACACCGCCUUCAUCUAGCCAAUCAACAUUAAUGCCUAGUGAAGAACGUUCUACCGAAGUAGUUCAACUUCGAAAAAGUGGUCGUAUUCGGAAGGAUAAUGUGUUUAUCUUCUUUCAGUGCGGCAUGCGCCAUCCCAAUACUGGUCUAAGUGAAGGCGACUUGAGUCGUCUGACUGGUUCAUCUUCAUCAUCAGCAUCUUCAGUGAGUAGUAGUUCAUCAUCAUCAUCUUCAUCUGAGGAAAAUACGCCUGCACAUAAAGAUAGCAGCACAACGGAAAAAUUACAUCAUAAGCUUCAAGAACUUCACGAACAACAGCUUCAUCAAUCACAAACAAGUCCUGAAAAAAUAUCAACAGCACUUUCAACACAUAAUCUUAAUAAUAAUAACAAUAAGAAUUCACUUAACACACAACAGCAACAAAUUUUGACAUCAACACGUUUUAGUUCCACAUAUUUACCAGAAAUUAUUAAUCCAUCAGAAUGGCAAAAAUCGCGAAAGCGCAAGGAACGCCUUGACAGCACAUCCUCGGCAACACAGGAUCGCAAGUUACAGCGUUCAAACAGUGAGGAACUUCUACCACCAGACCUCAAUAAAUCCAUCGAUGCAGAUAAUAUUGAUAAAACUGCAGACGGUGAUGUUGGCAGAAAUUUAACUAUAAAAAAAUCGACUGACGUAAUACGUCGUGUGUCUUCAGAAGAUUUUAAAAAGUCGCCAUAUGUAGUACAAGAAAUUGAACCGAAAGAUAACAAAACAACACAAGAGAAUAGCAAAGUUGGCAAUGAAAAUGAUGCUUCACUGGCUAAUCGCCAGAAAAUUCAACAACAACAACAACAACAGCAACAACAAGGCAAUGAAGCACUACCACCAAACUAUACAGAUAAGUGGGGAGUUAGUGGUCCUACGAAGGAUAUGACACGCCGUUCACGGUAUGAGACUAGCCCAGCACGCUCACAUCGUCACUCACCCAUGCGCGCUACUAGUGGAAAUGGUAAUGGCAAUGGCAAUGGCAGUGCCAAUGGUAGACAUCGCGAUAGCGAUGAUAGCGAAUGUGAGCAUGAAAGACGUCGCAGUAGCGAACGUUUCUGCAAGACACGCGCACCACCCGGUCGCAAAGCAGCUGGUGUAACUAAGAAGAGUAGCGGCAUGACAGGAAACAAUGUCAUCAAAUAUAUGCCAGCAAAGAGAAACGAUGAAAAUGUUUACAAAUAUGAUCUCUCCGCCUUGAAAUACGAACGUCGCGGUUUUGUCAGCAAGAAAGUCAGUGCAAAUACUACACCAACAGCUGAAAAACCCAGUGGUAACGAUCACAAUGACAAUAAUUUAAUUGAUUUCCACAAACACGCAAAGGCUAAUACGCCAAUUUCACCAACACCCUCUUCCACUGGUGGCAGUAGCGAUGAUAAUAGCAGUUGUACUGUUAUUCCAAGCACUAAGACGGUCACUGCUACUAAGCUACCAGUUUUUUCUGAACAAGAAGUAUUACCUUGGGAACGUUCAGUACCUGAUGAUCAAGCACCAGUAUUAAGCCGACGUUAUGCAGCUGUACAUCACUAUCCCCACAACGCAGAUAACAUUGAUACAGCAGCUACAUUGGCAAAGGUAAUGCCUUAUCCACAGCAACACAAGCAACAGAGCGCCGCACACCUCUAUGCAGGCGAUAUGGAUGAUAUGGAACCGAUUGAUACUUUUCGAGCUUUCACUUCGUUGGGAAAUGUGCGUACACGCGAUGUCAUACAACAGGUAUUGCCGGUUAUGAGAGCUUUUCAAUCACCUGAAGAACGUCUUAAGCAAAUCAAUAAACGUAUGACUGCACUUAAAAAGAAAUUAACACAAUUAGAGGAAGCUUUUGAGGCACGCUCGGGUUAUAGACCUUCGCAGGCGGAACGUCUUAAUGACAAGUAUAUGAAAAACAUUUUAGCUGAGCUGAGUAAAUUGCGCAAAGAGAGGCAAGAGCUGAAGAACGAUGCAGCUAGUUGUGCGCUGGGCUUGAAAGUAAGCGGUGGCAUGGAUGCUACUAAAAAGUUGGAGAAAAUGAAAUUGACGCUACAAGAAAUUGAACAGAAUCUUAGUGAUAAACAACAUGAUGCUAAUCGCUCCAACGUACUUGACGAACUAACACCAGAUCAAUUAUUAGCUGAAAAAUCGGCUGUACAGCAUGGCCUACUCUAUUUUGAAUCCCUAUAUGGGCGCCCUAAUUCCAAAGACGAACGUGAUGUUGCGCGAGCCAUAUACGAUCGCUAUCGUCAAAUAAAACGUAUGGUUUCACGCAGUGUUAUGCUGUCGGGUUGCUCAAGUGGUGGCGUACAUGAGCUACCCACUAUAUUGGAGCAUGAAGCUAUGGUCUUUGAAUCAACAAUAUCUCAACAGUAUUCUUCAAACAACAGCACUGAAACAACUAACUCACCCAGCGAUUCGGCAGCACCAACUACAGCUGCCUCUUCCGACGACUCAACAACCACCACCACCUCUACCCAACAAACUGCAGCCGCAGACGCCAAUGAAAAUAUUGGUCAACUAAGCAUUGAUCAACUGUGGGAACAUUUGGAGAAGGCACGCGAAGACAAGAAGAUGCUUAAACGCACCAUACGAGAUUACGAGACAGUAUUUGAAGAGCAAAAUGGUCGUAAAAUGCUAAAAAAUGAUCGCCGUAACAUCGAAGAAACUUAUGCACAGUACAAAGAGAAGAAAGCCAAAACACGCCUACUACAGGCGCUAAUUAAAAAGCAACUCACUCAUUGAAAAUGCAUAAAAACAAUGAGUAGAAAGAAGUACAAUGUUAGACGAUGGCAUAUUGCUACUGUGUUUUCUCCAUUAAGCUUUUGUAUGUAUUUAUGAGUAUAAAUACUAAAGCUUUGGCAGUUUGUGUCUAUACGAAGAAAGGCUUUUUGUAAAAUACUUUUUGGCAUAAGCUCACACUGAUAGUCUAAAGUAUUAAAAGCGAAUAACUGCAACAUAAAGUUUUAUACCAGUUUGAAAGUUUUGCUGGAAAGCUUUUGAUUGUGAACUUUUAUUAAAAGUUUUAUGAAUGUGUUUUGUCUUCACUUCCUUGCACUGAACUGGAAAUUAUACAAUUAUUUUCUUGUUAAAAUUACACAAGAAC
Messenger RNA from Teleopsis dalmanni, 4744 nucleotides. RefSeq lists its product as uncharacterized. Gene Ontology annotation, biological process: DNA integration. Bases 1 to 4383 code for a protein of 1460 amino acids. NCBI's taxonomy places the organism in Eukaryota, Metazoa, Arthropoda, Insecta, Diptera, Diopsidae. Gene Ontology annotation, molecular function: nucleic acid binding. The transcript has 5 exons. The record is from RefSeq and is a predicted model, not a curated record.